Messenger RNA from Mesorhabditis spiculigera, 2613 nucleotides. Lineage: Eukaryota; Metazoa; Nematoda; Chromadorea; Rhabditida; Rhabditidae. The record is from the annotation of a GenBank genome assembly.
AUGAAGCGCGACAAGAAGGACGAAGAAACCGGCGGCAACAUCUACGCCCACCUCGACAAAACCCAAGUCCUUCAGGAGACCCGCGUCUUCAACGAGACCCCGAUCGCCGUCCUCAAAUCCCGACUCGUCUUGACCAAGUUGCUCUAUCUCUGCUUGCAGGGCGAGUCCAUUGGGCGAAAUGAAGCCACCCAGGCCUUCUUCGCCAUCACGAAGCUGUGGCAAUCCAAGGACCCUACAAUUCGCCGACUCAUCUAUCUCUCGAUCAAGGAGCUGUCAACCGCCUCUGAUGAUGUCAUCAUUGCUACGCAGAGUUUGAUGAAGGACAUGACCGGGAAAGAAGACCUGUACCGCGCGGGAGCCAUUCGCGCUCUGUGCAAGAUCACCGACUCUGGAAUGCUGCAGACGAUCGAGCGCUAUAUGAAGCAGGCUAUUGUCGAUCGAAACGGCUCGGUCUCGUCGGCCGCCCUCGUCUCCUCGACUCAUCUGAUGCGCCAGAGCGCUGAGAUCGUACGCCGAUGGGCCAACGAGGUGCAAGAAGCCGUCUCGUCUGACAAUCAAAUGGUCCAAUACCACGCGCUUGGCCUGCUUUACAAGAUUCGCAGCAACGAUCGAUUGGCCGUCAACAAGCUCGUCCAAAAGUUUGCGAAGUCCGGCAUGCGCUCCCCGUACGCCGUGUGCUACUUGAUCCGCAUCGCUGCUAAGCUACUCGAAGAAGAUGAUCAAGCUGACUCGGCCCUCUUCCAAUUCAUCGACUCGUGCCUCCGCCACAAGAGCGAGAUGGUCGUCUACGAGGCGGCGUCGGCCAUUGUUUCGCUGCGCAACACCACGCCGAAGGAGCUGGCCCCUGCUAUCUCCGUGUUGCAACUCUUCUGCUCGUCGCCAAAGUCGUCGCUUCGUUUCGCGGCUGUGCGCACGCUGAACAAGGUGUCCAGCAAGCACCCACAGGCCGUCACGUCUUGCAACGUUGAUCUCGAGAAAUUGAUUACGGAUCAAAAUAGGUCAAUCGCUACCCUGGCUAUCACCACGCUUCUCAAGACGGGCGCCGAAAGCUCGGUCGAGCGUCUGAUGAAGCAAAUCAGCGGUUUCGUCUCCGAGAUCUCCGACGAGUUCAAGAUUGUUGUCGUCGAGGCCAUCCGAUCUCUUAUCGCUCGCUACCCACGCAAGCACGCCGUGAUGAUGCCUUUCCUGACGAAUAUGCUGCGCAACGAUGGAGGAUACGAAUACAAGAAGGCUAUCGUCGAGACGGUGAUUGCCAUUGUCGAGGAAAAUCCAGACGCACGCACUGCCGGCCUUGCCCAGCUCUGCGAAUUCAUCGAAGAUUGCGAGCACCCGCAGUUGGCCACCCGUGUUCUGCAUCUGAUUGGCCGUGAGGCGCCGAAGACGCCGAACCCGCAGUCGUACAUCCGCUUCAUCUACAACCGCGUCAUCCUGGAGUGCACCCAGGUUCGUGCGGCAGCUGUCACCGCCCUCGCCAAGUUCGGCGCCCAAGUUGUUGAGCUGCGUCCAGCUGUGGAGAUUCUUCUGCGUCGUUGCCUCCUUGAUACCGAUGAUGAGGUGCGCGAUCGGGCCACAUUCUACCUCUACAUGCUCAAGCAGAGCGCCCAGAUCAUCAACAACUUUGUGCUCGACCAGCUGCAGGUUUCUCCGACCGGCCUUGAGAAGCAGCUCGAGAAAUACGUGGACGAGAAGAAAUAUGACAAGCCGUUUGAUCUGAAGACGGUGCCUGUGGCUGCUCAACCAAUCACACAUACCGAGAAGCCGAAACCGAAGCUCAUCGAGGAUCUCGAUCUGCCGAAAGCGCCGAAGAAGCCUGAACACGCCGAGCGCCUUGCUGCUCUGCCACAACUUCGCGAGCUCGGUCCGCUCUUCCACUCAUCCUCGUCGAUCCCGCUGAACGACUCGGUCUCCGAAUACACCGUCCAGUUGAUCAAGCACACUUUUACCAACCAUGUCGUCUUGCAGUUCGAUUGCCGCAACACCGUCGAGGACCAACGUCUCGAGGAGCUGAAGGUGGUGCUCGAGGAGCAGAGCGACGAGCAGGAAUGGAGGAUCGUCAACCAGAUUGACAUCGACGCGCUGCCGUACGGGGAUGCGCAGAGCGCCUACAUUGUCCUCGAAUACCCGGAUUCUGGUGCCGUCGUCGGCCAAUUCGAGUGCUCCCUCAACUUCAAGGUCAAGGACGUCGACCCGAAGACGGGCGAGCCCGAGUCCGACGACACCUACGAUGAUCAAUAUGUGCUGGAGGAGGUCGAGAUUGCCGUCUCGGACUCGGUGCAACCGAUUUCCCGCACAAACUUCAAGGCCGGAUGGGAGAAGCUGGAAGGCGCUGCUGAGACCGACCAAACGUUUGCCCUCUCCUCCGUCAGCAGCCUGCAGGAUGCGGUCAAGAAGGUCUCGGACCUGCUGGGCGUGUCGGCCUGUGAGCGGACGGAUCUGGUGCCCGAGGGCAAGACGAACCACGUUGCCCUGCUUGCCGGCGUGUUCCGCGGUGGCCACGAGGUGCUCGUCAAGGCCAAGGCCGCCAUUGACCCCACUGACGGCACGAUCAACAUGAACAUUGUGAUCCGGUCUGAUGAUGAGGGAGUCGCCGAUGUUUUGGGAAGUGCCCUCGGU